AUGUCGAAUCGAUACACGAAGAACCCAUCGACCCGAAACUCAAAGUCACCAGAUCUUGAUCUCUACGUGAAAGGAAUCUCAUUUCAUCUACACAAAACUUUAGCUACGAAAUCGGCAAAAGUGACAACAUUACAUGAGGUGGGCGUUGGAUCUUCAGAGACUUGGAAAUCGACUCGAGAACCUUCGAGCUCGUGGCUAGAUUCUGCAGUAAGGUUCUUGGAGCAACAAGUUCUUACAAGCUGGAACGAGACCGUGAAAGCUCUUCGUAAAAGAGAGACUGAGAAUCUUGAAUGUGUUGCUCAUUGCGCGGAGAAGAAGAUCAAAGAGACGAAGAUAAGUGGAUGGAGAGAAGUGAAGAGGAAGUUUGGUUGUAUGACUUCUUUGACUGUGGAUGCUUGCAAUUGUCAUGUCAAGAAGAGGAAGAAGUUUCAUCAUUACAAAUAA
Arabis nemorensis is the source of this 444-nucleotide messenger RNA. Lineage: Eukaryota; Viridiplantae; Streptophyta; Magnoliopsida; Brassicales; Brassicaceae. The record is from the annotation of a GenBank genome assembly.